Drosophila takahashii is the source of this 474-nucleotide messenger RNA. The record is from RefSeq and is a predicted model, not a curated record. NCBI's taxonomy places the organism in Eukaryota, Metazoa, Arthropoda, Insecta, Diptera, Drosophilidae.
AUGGCUCUAGGUACCACCUCGGCGAACUGUGUAGUCCCAGCCGCAGCCGGAGACGCGGCCACAGGCCCAGCGGCGUGGGAGGGCGUCGUCCACGACCUGAACUGGUCGGACGGGACGGCGCCCAGCGGAGCAGCAGCCGGAGCCGUAGUCCCAGCCGCAGCCGGAGACGCGGCCACAGGCCCAGCGGCGUGGGAGGGCGUCGUCCACGACCUGAACUGGUCGGACGGGACGGCGGCCAGCGGAGCAGCAGCCGGAGACGUAGUCCCAGCCGCAGCCGGAGACGCGGCCACAGGCCCAGCGGCCUGUGUAGUCCCAGCCGCAGCCGGAGACGCGGCCACAGGCCCAGCGGCGUGGGAGGGCGUCGUCCACGACCUGAACUGGUCGGACGGGACGGCGCCCAGCGGAGCAGCAGCCGGAGCCGUAGUCCCAGCCGCAGCCGGAGACGCGGCCACAGGCCCAGCGGCGUGGGAGUAA